UUUUUGGGUCCAUUAACACUACAACAUUCCACUUUCCCUAUUUCAAUUUCAUUUUGCCCUAGCGACUUCAUCCGUCUCUCCUCUCUGCUCUAUCUCAAUCGCUCUGCUCUAUCUCAAUCGCUCACCUGCAAGACUCCCCUCUCUGAAAAAUAUUUUGCCUUUUGAUUUCAUAACCAUCUCUCUCUGGAGUUCCAACCCUUAUUACGUUUCUUUGCCGCCACUGCGCUUAUAUGUGCGUUGAGCUUUUGACACCAAAAGCAAGGCCAGGAUGGGUGUUGUCUUGAUCAAAAUUAUUCUGUUCAGCAUUUGGUUGAGAGCCUUUAUAGAUCAGGAAGGAUAAAUAAUAAGCUGACAAUGAAACGAACGGUUAGAGAAGUGGAAAAAGUGAGUGAACAAAAUACCGAAGCUUCAACUUCAAAAUCAUCCCAACCACCGCCGAAGAAGAGACGGGGCCCAACACGAUGCAAGAAUGUAAUAGACGCGACAACCUUAUUACCUUUAAGGGUUAAUAAGUUUGAAUAACCGAUCGGUCCUGGAAGUGGUACAUAUACUAAUUAUUUGGGAACACUUGCCCAGAAGGGUAAAUUAGCUCCUUUUUGCUACAAAACUUGGUGGGAGAUGCCUAAACGGUUGAAGGAGGAUAUGUGGAACAUUGUAAAGGGAAAAUAUGAUGUGGGAAUUAUGUCAAAACAGUGGACAUUAUCCUCUAUCGGAAAAAAAUGGAGGGGGUACAAGUGUGAAUUAAAAAAUGAAUACUACUCGGUAAGGGAUACAGAUGAAGAAAGAUUGGCAAACCCACCACCUGAUGUUGAAAAGGAGCAUUGGAAAUUUUUGGUUAGGCAUUGGGGUACGCCUAUGGCGAAGGAGGUCAGCAAAAAAAAAUAAAGAAUGUCGUGGGAAGCAGACAAUGAUGCAUACUAUAGGGACAAAAAGCUUUGCACGUGUUUCUGCCGAGAUUGAGGAAGACGAAGGUAUUCAGCUUUCUCGUGCAGAUUUAUUCAUCAGCACACAUGUAAAUAAGGAUGGCAAAGCUACUGAUGCUGCUGCUUCGGAGAUGAUUGAGGAGGCACGUGCUGCACGUGUAGAGUUGCAGGAGACGAUUUCAAAAAUUCAAGCCGACUAUGACAAUAAGUUGGAAAAUUUACAACAACAGAGUGUCCCCAAAUUCAUUUUCUAGUCGUGAUGCCAAUUCAAUUAAGGUUAUGAACUUUUAAUUUCUCUUAUAUAUAUGUUAAAUUUUCAUUUAUUAUAAUGUGCGCUUAAUGAAUUUAUAAAAAAUGUAGGGUAAUUCAAAUUAAAUGGGCAAGAAGGCUUGUUGAUGUUGAUGUUGAAGUUGAAGCAGAAGAUGAAGAUGGGGUCGUGGCUGUGCUUUCUGAAUUUCCUUCUCAUUGGAUGGGUCCUUUUUGAAAAACUUGUACUACAUUUGUCAAAAAUUCUUAAUUCUUUUUGUGUGACAUUUAGUAGCUUUAUCUAGACAAUUUGGAUGGUGUUUUCAUAAUGGCAGGUUAACUUGUGGUUGUAUUAGUAUACAUUUUGGCUUUUUGGUUGACAUUUACCAGCUUUAUCUAUUAGUAGCCAAUUUAGAUUGUACUUUUCAUAUUGACAGCAGGUUAACUUGUGGUUGUAUUAUGUAAAAACAAUUUGGAUGGUAUUUUUAUAUUGAUUUGUGUUAUAUUGGAUGA
Messenger RNA from Cornus florida, 1682 nucleotides. RefSeq lists its product as uncharacterized. The record is from RefSeq and is a predicted model, not a curated record. Bases 776 to 1177 code for a protein of 133 amino acids. Lineage: Eukaryota; Viridiplantae; Streptophyta; Magnoliopsida; Cornales; Cornaceae. The transcript has 9 exons.